Messenger RNA from Dermacentor silvarum, 5146 nucleotides. RefSeq names its product solute carrier family 66 member 2. Lineage: Eukaryota; Metazoa; Arthropoda; Arachnida; Ixodida; Ixodidae. The record is from RefSeq and is a predicted model, not a curated record. The transcript has 6 exons. Bases 371 to 1231 code for a protein of 286 amino acids. Gene Ontology annotation, cellular component: trans-Golgi network; endosome. Gene Ontology annotation, biological process: retrograde transport, endosome to Golgi; phospholipid translocation.
CACUACACUCGUCUACACGAGCCUGCACGAAGUGUAGGUAAAAAAAAAAAAAAAGUAGCCCUAUAAGCAUAGUGACGCCGUAACGGAGGGCUCGGAUUAAUUUUGUUCGCUAGCUCCAUCCUGACACGCAUAGCCAGGCCCGGCCAUGCCAGGCCAUCUGGCCACGACGUGAAAAUUAGCGGACGUUCAUAUUAACCGUCGAAACAGUGCAAACGUUCUUUCGUCCAUUUCCGAAGCGAAAGGAAGCGCGGCGAAAAGUGAACCGGAGCGACGGGAGAUCUGUAGAGCCCGCUUAGUCAGCAAUGACAUCAAUGCAGCGGAGUCAGUUGUCAAAUCUGCUCUUGCAGGCCAAGCUUCAAGCCAGAGAAACAUGACAAGUUUAACCACUGCUGGCCUGUUUGGGGCCGUGCAGUCUCUGAACGAGACUGUGUUCAUGGCUUCAAUCAGCCAAUGGCUCUCAUGGGGUGCAUCGGCGGCCAUCAUUUUUGGUGGAGUUGUUCCUUACAUUCCACAAUACCGAGAGAUUAAGAAGACCAGAAAUGCAGAUGGCUUUUCAACGUGGGUCUGUCUGGCAUUGCUAGUGGCCAACACGUUAAGGAUACUCUUUUGGUUUGGACGUCCUUUUGAGCUUCCACUGUUGGUCCAAAGUGUUGUUAUGUCAGCAUGUAUGUUCCUCAUGCUCCAGCUUUGUGUGAAGACACACAACCUUAGUACCAUUGUGCCUCAACCAAAGCAGAGAUUUACAGAAAACCCAAGUGAAAACCAUGCCUGCCUCGAGGCGGUGGAUGUGGCCAAUCCAGACCUCACCCUUUGGGAGUCUCCCUGGCGUCAUUUUUGGGCCUGGACAGACUUCCUGAGCUAUGUGGAAUUCAUGGCCAGCUUUGCACUCUGCUCAGGAGCCCUCUUGUACCUGCUGCUUGAUGUAGAGCUUGUGGUAGAGGCUGUAGGCUUUGCAGCUUUGCUCACUGAAGCUCUGCUUGGGCUGCCUCAGUUCUGGCGUAAUUUGCGUAACCAGUCUACUCAUGGCAUGAGCAACCAGAUGGUGCUCAUGUGGACCAUGGGUGAUGUUUUUAAGACGGCUUACUUCAUAAUGCGGUCAGCGCCUUUCCAGUUCUGGGUGUGUGGCACCCUUCAGGUGUCCCUGGAUGUUGCCAUUCUAAUACAGGUGGGCUGGUAUAAGUACCGACCAGCAUCCGCAAAGGCUCCCAAGCACAGCAUUCAUAUCAGCUGACGGUGUCUGAUCAGGGACGGCGUUCACGUGCUUGUGACAGUGGCUUUUACUGCAGUGAGUGUUUUGCCACUUAAGUGUGUUUGUCUGCACUUUGCUUGAUACAGAUUUAUGACAUCAGAUAUGCAAGUCUCACUUCUCUUAGCGUCCCUGAUGCCAAAAAUUGUGUGAUGUGAGCAUUGAAAUGCUUCUGUUAUCUUUUGACAAACAGCGCACUGUUACUUUUUAUGAUGUAUUUAUAUGAUUUCAUUUCUGCCAGGUAUUGUCAAAUGCAGGCUGCGUAGAAGCAAAAGCAGGGGCUAACUGACCAUAACAUUUAGUUCAUGUGGCAAUAAGCUGCAGUCACUCUAUUCGAAUGAUUUACUGAGUUAUUUAUGAAUUUUUUGUGACUUCUUUGUUGUCUUUCAUAUGCAGUCUUUUUCUGAAGUACUGUACUUCCAUCCCACAUUUUUUGGUAAGUUCCAAGAUUGGGCAGCUUGAUCUCAAAAAAUUGAUGGAAACGCUGCAAGAAAAAAAAGGGGGGAGGGGGUGAGGGGGUGGUCUGAAAGGGCUGGAUUCUCACUGAGUGCUUCACGCAGAGACCUCACAACAGAGUCUCCAUAAGCAAGCUAUACUACCUUAUGCUCAUCCAGCUCUUUGGCCUAACUGAAAUGCCAAAGCCUCCCUUUCGUUUACUGAAAAGGUGACCUUAAAAGAGUUGAUACCUUACACUUUCACGCUCUUUGCGAGGUUUGACUAAGUUUGCGGGCUCAGGCUACGUUGUGGGGUUUCCCUAUUUGCUGUUUGGCUCAAGAAUGUACUGUUGCCCUUCAGGUCUGUUUCUACAGGUGACCUUUCAAAUGGCAACUUCAUUCUGAAACGAUUCACAUUUUUAUAGAUUUGGUUGUUCUCACAAAGUACAGACAACAUUAAGUUUGCUUUACGUGGUAACCAUGCUGACCUAUACGAGCUGUAAUUUUGGUUUGUCAAUACUUGCAAAAAUAUUUUGUUUGAUGCUUUUAGUGCAGAUAUAGUAUAUAUGCUACACAGUAGUUAUAUUUAUGUAAUAGUUCUAUUUAUGUAAUGAGCUAUGUAUAGGGGCUACCAUUUCUACCUUCUUCGUUUUUUUUGUACAUCAUUGCUGAUGUUGCCCUACAUAGCUACCAAUGGACUGGUCCUAAAGCAUAAAACUGAUGUAUAGGGACUGUUAAAAUUUAACGGUGAUGUCAUACUUUCUACAAAGCCUUAUGUGGUGCUGGCAUGAGCCCUUUAGCUUGGACCAUAUUGUGCCUAAUGUUGUUUUGCAUAUCAUACAGCCUAGUUCAAGCCUGUGUCCUGCAAAGUACAUUGAAGCCUGUGUCCUGAAAAGUACACUGAAUUAUCCUUUUAAGAAUGAAGUGUGUGGUGAAUGAAGGGUUGCUUAGUGACUCAUUGCAUAUUGAUUAUUGAAUAAAAUUUCAUGCUGAAUAUGAAUAUCCUGGCAGACUUAUUAUAUCAGAUAAGCAGGUACACUGACAGUGCACUGUUUCCUUUGAAAAUGUUCUGACAGUUGUGUAGUGGCAUUUUCAUGUGUGUGAUACCACACCUUGCACUGCUGUGUAAUUUAACUGAUGUAGGACACUUUAUCAUUAUGUAUGCAGUGUACUCAAUUUAAGAUGAACAUGGAGGGAAAGUGGAAUAUCCAGAGACUUAUUUCCAGAGGAUUUUGGACUAUGAAACUAAGCAUCUACCUAUGCCACUGCUAAAGAACUGUGAGGGCCAAGUUCAGGUUUAUUAAGCCAUCCUCAUCCUGGUUGACACUGUGUUGAUUGUGCCCUGAUAACAGCGCUAAAUUCACUGAGCAUUCUGUUUUCCACCUGUGUGCUGGGCUAGUUUGUCGCCUUCAGGACAAUGCCAUAAGAGAUGACACUGCUACAGAACCUUGAAAAUUUACUUCUAUUAGAGAAUUUCAGCAGCACUGAAUCUACGGGAACUAAAUAAAAGCUCCCAGAUGUUCUGCACAUCAAAGAAUUCAUUUUAACAAGAGUUCAUGUUCAAUAGGGUCUAUUGUAUUUUCAAGCUACUGGUCGCACAGAGCUGGCAGUUUGUGUUGAAGUAUUUAAGCUUAAUAACAGUGCAAAAAAGGACAUGGGCAGAAAGGACAUGACAGGUGCUCACUGCCAACUAAAUUUACUUCAGGAAACUUGUACUGAAGGAAAGCACGGAGUAGGAUAGUACAGGCACUGACUUUCUACCGAUUUAUUUUCAGUAAAUCUAUUUGGAAGGUAUUUUCCUUUGGUUAUUAUUCCUGGAAUUAAUUCAGUGGGAAGUUAGUGCCUGUCCUGUCCUUCUCGUCAGUCUUUUUUGUGCUAUUAAGCUUAAAUUAUGAACCAACUAGCCUAGCAUCUUGUGUUAGUGUGUAGAAGUAUGUAGAGUUUUCUUUUUCAUUUUACUCUCUUUGGUGAUUGUGAAAACUGCUGGUGUUCACACUGGAAUCCAUUUAUGUUCUGGAGAUGCACUAAAGCUGCAAAACUGUUCAGCCUUUGCCCAAAGGGAGUGGUGGCAAAAUGAACUUGGAGUACCACAGUAACUCCUAGCAUCGGCUUCUUGUAUUGGUUUUUGAACACAUCUUUGUGGUUCAGUCAGGACAAACAAACAUAAAGCUUAUUUCUUGUAAGUGUUAAUAUAAUGACUAAGCUAGUUCUUUCACUUAUGAUAUCUUACAUUGAAAGGGGUGCAAGGUUUUGUGGAGGCAGAAAGCUGGUGUUGAUGUUUUGUGGCGAAGUUGUGGUUGUAGUUCAAGAAAUAUUCUAUUUAUCAUAAAGGCAUUAUUGCUAUCUUUCUGAUUGUGUAUCCUUCUGUGAGUGGCACAACUCAGUGUGUAAACAAUGUUGUUAGCACUGUGUAGUUUCUAUGAGUGUUCAUUUGCUGAAAAGUCUUGCAAUUGGCAUGUCCUACUGUUGAGAUAUGUGACAUAGUAUGAAAUAUUAUUAUGUGUUGUACUUUUCUUUUCUUUCCUUUUUUUUUUUUUUUUGACAUGUCAGGGGAAGCUAGUAAGCUACAUGUACCUAGAGAUGCCAGCUACCUUUUGAGGACUAGAUUUGUGUGGCUUUAGCUACAUGUGUAUUUCACUCAGUCAUGUGCUUUACUGUGGUGCCUAAGUAUUUAAUGCUACAUAUUGUAAAAUUGUAAAUAAGGCAUGUACAAAAUGUCUUUAUAUAUUGCUACAGUUGAUUAAUAACUCAGACCACUGGUUGUGAUUUCUAAUUUUCUUCCUAACACUCGUAAAAGCUUAGUGUAAAGUGUAGGGAGUGCAUACCAAAGAAAACAUCUUCAUGUGACUGCUGGGGAGGCUACUGUUGAUGCAUAUAGGUAAACGUUGUGGUGCCAUGCCUGUCAAGCGUGUUCUAAUGCUGACUACAGACUGACAGCACUACUGUUUGACCUGAUACCGUGAAUUGAUUGUUCUGGUUGGGCAUGUAGCUGUCACACUUGUUUUCUUGCCGAAUGAAAAUAGAUGAGUGCUAUUGGCCUGGUGGCCAUUUCUCAGAGUUGUUAUUCUCGCCACUUGCAUGCUGCAACUACAAUGCAAUGUGAUGUGCAAGAGCACUGCAGCUGAAAACUGUUGUAAUUAAACCACUCCGCAAUGCUGUGCAACAGGCCAGUUUUUCAUGGCAUUGGUCUACAGGUUGCUCACUAAGUCACAUGCCAUUUUUUUGCCAUUGCUACCACCAGCUAUGGUUGCUAUUGUCUGUGAUGGCGAUGACUGUGGCAUUUGGAGGGUACUUAGUUUCCACGUUACCUUCAAAGAAAAAUGGUUUUUACUUUGAUUUUUAUGGUUUAGCAAAUUUUAUUGUGCACUGAAAUUCUGUUAAUGGCUCAUUGUUGGUGGGAGAAAAAUAUAUGUUGCGCUGAAGACAGGUGUUAUGUGAAAAUAAAGCAGAGCCCAAGAUAAGUUUU